AUGAGUACCAGCUAUUCCAAGCUAUCUCGUGAUGUUACCAACCCGGUUGGACCAAACCGGAUCGAUUUUGACGAAGCAACUUGGGCCUUGCUGGUGCAAGCGCAUAUACCCGAAGACCCUGCCGUACGGUUGUUUCCCUCAGACCGCAGUGUGAACACUUCCAACGACGUGGCUCUCGUCAACUAUCUUUACGACGCCUUGACCGUCGUCAGCUCUGGAGAACGUCAUAACGGUGCAGCUCGCAAAGCCAUCAGUCAACUCUUGGUGAGGCUGGUACAGCAAACCAACGUCCUUCCCUCGAAGCUCUUUGUCGCGGGCGUUCAACUGCAUUCACGGGACCCCGUCAACGCCGGAGGUUUUGCGGAUAUAUUGCGAGGGUCGUAUUACGGACAAGAGGUCGCGUUGAAACGUUUCCGCAUCUAUGCUCAUUCCCAAGAACGCUCAGCCAUCCACAAGAGACUCUGCCGCGAGGUUCUCCUUUGGCAAGCCUUGGAUCAUCCCAAUGUAUUGCCAUUUAUAGGUGUCGAUGCGUCAACCUUUGAUUUCAUGAUCUGCGCAGUCUCGCCCUGGAUGCAUGGCGGAAGUUUGCUGGAUUACAGAACUCGAAUGAAUCCCAGUCCUUUGGACAUCAACACGUUGCUGUUGCAAGCUGCGCUCGGCAUGGACUACCUGCACUGUUUGUCUGUAGUCCACGGGGACCUUCGAUGUGGCAUACAGUCCAACAUCCUCGUAGACCGCAAAGGCCACGCUAAGCUCGCCGAUUUCGGCCUGUCAGUGAUCAUGGCUGGCGAAAAAGUCACACCCACCACGAGUAACGGCUCCUAUCGCUGGAACGCCCCCGAACUGCUCGCUACAGGCGAUGUUCACAGGACUCUUCAUAGUGACGUUUACGCAUUUGGUUGCGUCUGCCUGGAGGCGCAUACCGGAUUGCCCCCAUUUGCGGAGAUCCGUAAUGAAUACAACGUUGUAGCUCGGGUGAUGGCGGGAGCCCGACCUCAUAGGCCGAAGUCCAUUCGUGGCCGCCCUAUCUCCAAACUCCUUUGGACCCUAGUGGAGCGUUGCUGGGAUAUCGUACCCGACGUCCGACCGACCUCGCGUAAUGUCGUCGAAGAGUUGCGGUGUAUAUCAGCCCCCAGCGUACAGCUCCCAAUCGAGGUUCCGGUACCGACCCAUUCUCUGGUCGUGUCCUCCUCCGGCUCCUCUGCCGUUCGCCCAACCUUUGUCGCAAUCGUAUCCGCUCUGCAACACCGCCUCAAGCAGUUGGACGGCGUCAACGAAGCUGUCGCUGUGCAUCGCUUUAUAUCCCAAAUGCAACUCAACGGCCCUCACCACGUAGACACGUCCUUCGAUGAGUUGGCCACGAUCAUUGCAGAGUUCUCCGGACGGCUUCGCAGUUUACGUUCAUGCGACGUCACCCGCGAGACGUUGGACGCCGUCAUUGCGCUCCUUCGGGACAUGCUGCACCACUACACGAACAUGAACAAAAACAAGGCUCCUAUCGUCCACGAGCUCGGUCUUUGCCUCAAAAACCGCUAUGAGCGUCUCCUCCGGCGUCAAAACUUGGACGAAGCUAUCGUUUGCCUCCGAGCUGCGCUGAAACUACACGCUCUCCACGAUCCCCAUUCGGACGAUACGCUGGUGGACCUUGCAGAUACGCUAUGGCUGCGCUACGGUCAUCGCAACUCCCCGAUAGAUCUCGACGAGUGCAUCGCGUAUUACCGGAUCGCCGUCGCUGGCGAACCCGCGUAUAAUCGUAAGCAGGCCAGCUUGCAUACGCGCCUCGCCGAUGCCUAUCGGGAGCGUCACAAACGGUACGGCGACGUCAAAGCCCUGAAACAAGCGAUCCUCCACUACACCCAUGCCGCCGCGUGCGGCGAGACCUCAGCUGACGUGAUCGAGAAAUCCGGCCUCGUGCUCCAGCUCGCUUCAUCCCUCAGAAAGUCCUUCAAGCGUGUGGGGAACGUUGCGGACCUGGAUGAAGCAUUGGCGUACUUCCGAGUGCUGGUUGGUUUGGGAAGCGAAAGGCGUCCGGAUUGCGCGCGUUCCUUCCAUGACCUGGUGUUUUGUCUCUCGCGGCGAGGUCUGCGGGAUGGCGAUCCAACAGCGCUCAAGCUUGCCGCCCUUUUCGACUUCCCAAGCCCAGCCGGUGAUGAGCCACGUGGGCCGGGACGUGAUUUGGCCUGAACGAUUCAUACAACUGUUCUACUCAGCGAAACAAGCUUGUGCUUAGAGAUCACGAGAACCACACAUCUGCUUGCUCUCUAUUUGGCCAUCGUUCAUGGUUUAAUGACUGGAAAUGUCAACGAGCACGAGCCUCGAGCGGCGCGCUGAACGGUGCCGGAGAGCCAAGGCAGCGUACGCUACAUCCUGCUCCGCAAUUGAAUGACGCAUUCGUCCGGAACGGAACGUAUUGAAGAAGGUCCAGAAGGUCGAAACCUUGAUCAACGAGUGCUCAUUGCUCUCUCUCCC
Punctularia strigosozonata HHB-11173 SS5 is the source of this 2469-nucleotide messenger RNA. RefSeq names its product kinase-like protein. The transcript is spliced from 7 exons. The coding region runs from base 1 to 2184 and encodes 727 amino acids. NCBI's taxonomy places the organism in Eukaryota, Fungi, Basidiomycota, Agaricomycetes, Corticiales, Punctulariaceae. Gene Ontology annotation, molecular function: protein binding; ATP binding; protein kinase activity. The record is from RefSeq and is a predicted model, not a curated record. Gene Ontology annotation, biological process: protein phosphorylation.